Messenger RNA from Liolophura sinensis, 3775 nucleotides. RefSeq names its product coiled-coil domain-containing protein 146-like. Lineage: Eukaryota; Metazoa; Mollusca; Polyplacophora; Chitonida; Chitonidae. Gene Ontology annotation, cellular component: cytoskeleton. Bases 139 to 3036 code for a protein of 965 amino acids. The transcript is spliced from 20 exons. The record is from RefSeq and is a predicted model, not a curated record.
GUUUUACUGUGGUGGCGUGUGAGAAUGAUACAGUAUUGAUAACUUGAGGUGAUUUCGCCAAGUGGAUGCCUGAGGACAUCACGCAACCGUGUUUUGUACCGGUAGAUUAAUUAGGGGCAAUCUAAUUACAGCAGGAAAAUGAGUGACCAGGAGGCCAGUGGUGAUGAACGGGAUGUAGAAUUAGGUGAGGGAGAAGAAACCAUUGAGGAGAGAGAGGAACCAGAUUAUGAAAUGCCUAUAUCAGCACUACCUCCCAAAGUCAUCCUGCAAGAGGAAAACCAAAAGGAGGUGUCUGCUAGUCCGGCCUUUCAAGUUCUUGAUGAUCUCUUUCAAGAAGGAAAACUGACUGGAACAAAGGUUGCUCUGUUAAAAGCAAAGUAUACAGAACUUCAUGAGACCUUAAAAAACUCAAGGAACAAUGAGACUAAUCUCUUAGAAGAGGCCAAGCUUUACACCACAGAACUAGAGAAAUUCCAAGGAGAGUUGGAGAAGGCAGAUUUAUUCCCUGAAGGUUCCAACACAGAGGUGUCCAAACUUAGGCAACAGUUGCUGAAGCACAAUAAUGAGUUGUCAGAGGCAGAGGACAGGCAAUACCAGCUUGAGUACAAAAUUGAAUGUUUACAGGAAGAAAAGCGUAUUAUAGAAAGAGAGUGCUCAAGGAUGCCAAAACAAGGAGAGAUAGAAAAGCAAAUCAAAGAGCUGCAGACAUCAUGUGAUGAUAUGAAGAAGGAAAUAGCCCAACGACAAAUAGAAGCUCGGAAUUUGCGUGAAGAUUUGGAGACGAGGCAGAGACAAUUUGGACUCGAUAAGAAAGAAUUUGAAGGGAUCACAGAAGAGCUGGAAAAAUGCAAGGCUGAACUUGUAAGCAUUAACACUUUACCUGGACAAAUUGCAAAGGAAGCUGAUAAACUGAUGAGGCAAAAAAAUGAUAAACAGAAUCAAAAAAAGAAAUUGGACAUGGAAUAUAAUGAUUAUAUGAAUCAGUUGAAACAGCUUGAAGUCCGACAAGGGGCGUUGGCUGAUGAGAAAUAUGAUAUUGAGGAUGACCUCCAUAAGCAGAAAGUGUCUCUUAAUGAGAAGGAGCAAGAGUAUAACAUGCUUAUGAAAGAAUUUGAGUACAUCAAGGAGAAAGAAGCUGUACUGAUGGGAGACAGGGCCACUCUGGAUGUCAGUCUUAGACACAUUCACAUGGAGAAAAAGUCACUCCAUGACAUCCACUCGCGCAAGAGCAGAGAAAAGGAGAAGGAUAUGAGGAACCUGAAAAAGCUGGAGUUGCAGCUUAAGAAUGCUGAAGACUCCCUCAAUCAUACCAAAUCAGUCUAUGAAAAGAUAAAAAGUCAUGUUGACAGUAUGCCUAAAGAUGAUGGGUCUUUAUUGAAGAAAAGGGAGGAACUACAGAAGGAAGUGGAACAAACCAAACGUGCUCUUGCCCAACAGAAUUCCUUGACUGCAGUGGAGCAUGUGAAGCUUGAGGCGAGUGCAGCAGAAGAGCAGAACCUUCUGUAUGAACAGAGUGACCUGAGGAUUGAGGUGGUGGAGCUGACCCGAUUGGCUGCCAUAAAGGCUGACGAAAGGGAACAGAAAGCCAGAGAUUUCAUGAGAGCAGAGAUGAGGUAUCACAGAGCUAUAGAAGACUUGAAGACAAAGCAGCUUCAGAUACAAGACCACCAGAAGAAAUUUCAAGAAAUGCAAAUAAAGUUGAAGGAAUUUGCUAAGCUGUAUGACAUCAUAAAGAAUGAGAGGAACAAAUGUGUCAACUUAAUACAAACAAGCACACAGAAAGCAGCUGAAAUGAGAGAAAAGAUCAAGAUAUUAGCAAAUGAGAUUGAAAUUUUGCGGACAGCUGUUGCCUUGAAAGACAAGCAAUUGCAAAAACAGCGAUUGAAGCAUAUGAAUGGGAUUGUGAUGCGCGACAGCCUGAGGAAUGAGGUGGCUAAGCAACAUCGACUUGAGGAGGAGAUGCGAGAGAAAAGGGAACAACAGAAAAUGGACAUUGCCAAGCUGAACCUCAUGAUCAACCAAGCUGAGGAGCAGAUGAUGAAGUUACGCAAGCGCUACGAAACGGCUGUGCAGCACAGGAACAAACGAGGCAUUGAUCUGAUUGAAAGGAAUGAAGAAGUUUGCAUAUUUUAUGAAAAAGUGAACAUUCAAGACCAGAUGGUCAGGAAUGGCAAUGUGGAGCUGGAGUCUCGUGAAGAGGAAAUCCGCUUCCUGAAGAUUCAACUUGCAGAGGAAAAGAGGUCCAUUGAUCUCCUAAGGAAGAGCAUGCCUAGUAAGAGAAACCAGGAGAAGGAGCUUGUUACUCUUCAGAUACAGCUGAGUCAAUGCCAGGACCGCAUGAUGGAGUUGGAGAAGGACUUGGAGAACCCUCUGGAGCAGAACCGUGUACGGUUCCUGGAGGGCCAGGAUAUGACCCCCGGCCAACUCCAGGCUCGUCUACAACAACUGGAAAUGAGACUUGCUGAGAAAGAAGAGCACCUGUUGGAGAAAGAUUUGGUGUUUGAGCAAGUGACUCGCAUCGCUGACAGGGUGAGGAAGAAGGCAGAGAGUGGCAAGGAUGACACACUGACACUGGCCAAAAAGGUAAAUGACCUGCAGGCCAAGAUUAAGGAGGUAACAAGGAAGAUGAUGUCCCUGGUGUCUGAGCUAUCCAUGAAUCAGGCAAACGCCCUCAAGUUGCAACAGGAGCUGAGGGAGAAAGAGGACAACCUGGAGCAAGCAUACAUUCGCAUGGAAAAGGGAGAGCCACCCUCUGAGGAAAUUGAUCGGGAAUGGAUGCGACAUAUCAGAGAUGAGGAAAAACAUCACCGAGAUUUGGAGUUCAGACUAAUGAUGGAGGGAGAAGAGGAGCAAUACCAGACCCCUGGUGGAGUGACGACGACUGCAGAACCACGACCUAAUGCUUAUAUUCCUGACGAUGAUGGGGAGCUGCCCAUCCCACGCCCUUAUGGCAAACAUGCUCCAUUCAAGCCAACCGAGGCUGGCUCUAACAUGAGGCACAUUCGCAAGCCUGUACCUAAACCUAUAGAAAUCUAGUCUGCCUGUGAGGAACCCGAGAUGACCCAACCUGUACAGGCUUUAUGACGCACCUGAGCUAGCCUCGCUUAGCUCUCUUAGCAAACUUAUGUACACAACAUUCCUCUUAAGGAGCACUUGCAUGUUAAGGAGCAUGUGUUAUGGUUUAUCCAGCAUAAUAGAAACUGCAUUAUUUGUUAUAUGGCAAAAAUUUGGCAAACUUGUCAAAGAUUUUUCUUUAAAGAGCCGUUUUGGAAAAUUGAUUACAAUUCAGGUCAAACGUGUAUGCAUGCAUUAAGUGUUAGUGCAGUUUUAUAGUGUUGGGGGAAAAAUUGUUGGCUUAUCAAUUGACGAUUAUGAUUUUGACAGUGCAAGUUCUGUGAUAUAAAAUUGUGCUUUAUGAGCAGAAAAUGCUCAACAAAUUGUCUGUUUUGUUAGUAAAGACAUGGAGGUUUAAGCUCAGACAGUGCCAGUAUUGUUCAUAUUGUCAGUAUUUAUCUACAAUCCAUGUAUCUGGGCGUAAGUGUUUAUAUUUUAGGACCAUUCUUACACCAUUGUUAGGUAAACUAUGAAUAAGAUUGCAGUGUUUACUCUCCACUGUUUUACCAAAAGCAUCUUUCAAUUCCUUGUGUGACUUAUGUGUGAUACGUCAUUUAAAGGGAAUAACAUUGUUUUUGCUGUUGUUGUCUUCAGUUUUGUUGCAUGCAUAUUUAUAUGUCUUCUUAUUGUGAUAUUUUUUAUAAACCAGAGAUACAUGAAG